Molecule: messenger RNA, 620 nt
Organism: Fragaria vesca subsp. vesca
Lineage: Eukaryota; Viridiplantae; Streptophyta; Magnoliopsida; Rosales; Rosaceae
Product: 30S ribosomal protein S17, chloroplastic-like
Exons: 1
Coding region: 13-468 (151 amino acids)
Biological process (GO): translation
Cellular component (GO): ribosome
Molecular function (GO): structural constituent of ribosome
Source: RefSeq, a predicted model, not a curated record
UCAUUCAUCACAAUGUCACUCACAGCUUCACUCCUCCCCUUCUCCCCCACCAAGCUCUCCACCCAAUUCCUCCAUGGCUCAACGCCUCUCUCCUUCCUCUCCAAACCCACUUCCUCUCUCUCCUUCCCAACUCCACUCCGCCACACUUCCCUCCAACCCAUCAAGGCCCUCAAGUACCUCCAGGGCCGAGUCGUCUGCUCCACCAACGACAAGACCGUCGCCGUGGAGGUCACUCGCUUAGCCCCCCACCCAAAAUACAAGAGGAGGGUGAGGAAGAAGAAGAAGUACCAGGCCCAUGACGAGAAUAACCAGUUCCAGGUGGGUGACGUGGUGCAGCUUGAGAAGAGCAGACCCAUCAGCAAGACCAAGACUUUCAUUGCCGUGCCGCUUCCGCCCAAGAAUGUGAAGAAGAAGGAGGAAGAGGGCACGAGCGAGCUGGGGAUUCCUUUGGAGUCUCAGCAGGUUUAGAGUGAGGUCCCCAUGUUGUUUGUUUCAUUGUUGGUUUUGUGAUUUUUGGAAAUGAAACUGUGCUUAGUGUUCGUGAUGAUGUUAUGGAUUUAGUGUAAUUUGGUGGAAAGUAAUGCAAUGCUUGAGCUGUUUUCGUGCUUGAAAUGGGUGUA